AUGGGUCUGAUGAUAAGAUCAGUAAAGCCGUUGUUCCUUCAUUUAAACAAUAAUAAUAAUAAUAAUAAUAAUAAUAAUAAUAAUAAUAAUAAUAAUAAUAAUAAUAAUAAUAAUAAUAAUAAUAAUAAUAAUAAUAAUAAUAAUAAUAAUAAUAAUAAUAAUAAUAAUAAUAAUAAUAAUAAUAAUAAUAAUAAUAAUAAUAAUAAUAAUAAUAAUAAUAAUAAUAAUAAUAAUAAUAAUAAUAAUAAUAAUAAUAAUAAUAAUAAUAAUAAUAAUAAUAAUAAUAAUAAUAAUAAUAAUAAUAAUAAUAAUAAUAAUAAUAAUAAUAAUAAUAAUAAUAAUAAUAAUAAUAAUAAUAAUAAUAAUGAUAAUAAUAAUAAUAAUAAUAAUAAUAAUAAUAAUAAUAAUAAUAAUAAU
This is a messenger RNA of Microplitis demolitor, 417 nucleotides long. RefSeq names its product glycosyltransferase-like protein gnt13. The record is from RefSeq and is a predicted model, not a curated record. The transcript has 2 exons. Lineage: Eukaryota; Metazoa; Arthropoda; Insecta; Hymenoptera; Braconidae. The annotation marks the transcript as partial.